Messenger RNA from Nezara viridula (southern green stink bug), 2062 nucleotides. NCBI's taxonomy places the organism in Eukaryota, Metazoa, Arthropoda, Insecta, Hemiptera, Pentatomidae. The record is from the annotation of a GenBank genome assembly.
CUCUGAUUUUGUUCCAUAUGUCGUUCAUUGGAGUUUGACAAUUCAUAGAAGAUACGUAUUGUCUCCACGAUGCUUUUUUGCUCUGUUUAAUAAUUCUAUUAGCAAUGGAUCUCAAUAGCUUAAACUCUAUUGCAUCUUUAAUAGAUCUGCUUCUCCUAUAACGAUUAAGAGCUCGUUUCUUUGCUCUUAUUGCUUCAUCACAAUUUUGAUUCCACCAUGGUACAUUUUGAUGUUUUUUACUACUUUUAGCAGUUGGGAUAGUUUCUUUGGCUGCCUUAAGAACUACAUCAUUGAAAUAAGAUAUUUUGUCAUUCAAAUUCAGGCCAUAUGGUAUGUUUUUUAGUCCUUCCAUAAUCAAUUUGCUAUAACCUUCGCAAUUUGCUUUUUCAUAUUUCCAUCUGAUGUUUAAUGAAAUAUUGAUACUUUUAUCCCAUGUUUCGAUAACAAUUGGGAAGUGGUCACUUCCGUAUAAGUGACUUUUAGGACUCCAAUAUUUGACCUUAGUUGAGUACAUAGCAUCCGAAAAACUCAGAUCUAUUGCAGAGAAAUUAUUAUUUUUUGCGCUGAAAUGAGUGUUAUCUCCUGAAUUUAGUAGUACUGUUGAAGUGUUGUUUUCAAGAAAUUUUGUGAUGUUUUGCCUCUGUGAUUUAAAUCUGGAAGCAUGGACCCCCAUAAGGUGCUGUGUGCAUUGAAGUCUCCUAGUAGGAGAAAUGGUUUUGGUAGUUGUACUACAACUACUUCUUUCUAUGUCUUCGUCAAAAAAUGCCUGUGAAAAUGAUUAACGGUAAUAUUACAAGAUUAAAAUAACAUUGCUGCAUUGUUAUGGUAUUUUGAUAAAUAUAAGUACUUAAAAAUUGGAUAAGAAAGAAAAGUGAAGAACUCUUAAGUAACGCAAAACAUGAAAUCGAAAUACUUGAAUGUAUGGAAGGUUAUUCUACUCUGUAUGCACACAAAAGAUAACCGCUAAUGUAGGGUUUUAGAUAAUAGUGGCUUAGAUAUCAGUCGAGGAGCUCUAUACAACGAUAGACCACGUCCCUACUACACCUCAACACCUUUUCAUACACAGCAGAAAUUACAAGCAUUUGAUAUGGUUUCAAAAGAAGUGAGAACUAGGAGUAAGGAAGAAGUUGAAGGCGAUAUUGGAAGACUUCAGGAAUGGCUGCUAAAGCAGCCCCAUCUCCCACACGUUGUUCAAAAGGAUAUUCUGUCGACCUUUGUUGUGGGAACAAAGAGCUUAGAAAUCGCUAAACAGAAGCUGGAGGCGAACUUCACAUGGCGUGGUCGCUUGCCGAAUAUUUUUUCCUUCAGCGUCAGGGACGGAGCUGAUCCAUAUUUCAAGCGGUGCUCCAGAGCUGGGCAACUGUUCUUCUUACCGAAGCCGUCUCCUCUAGGAUUCAGAGUCAUAUUCAUGGCAUGCAAGUUCACCGACGGCUUGACGAAGCUUUUCGACCAAGACCAAACGUUAGCUGCUGUCUUCAUGAGCCUCGAGUUGGCGAUGCGUCUCUGGUCUGAUAUGGAAGGGCUAUAUAUCAUAAUUGACAUGGAAACAUUCUCACUCAGCCAUGUUACCAUGCUUAACCUCAAUACCAUCCAAGCAUGUAUUCGCUGCUACCUGGAAUCUGUACCUAUCAAAUUCAAGGGUGCUGCGAUCAUCAAUGCAGGACACUUCAUAAAUAUGUUGUUUAAUAGUACUAUUAAACCAUUUCUGAGUGAGAAAUUUUUGGACAGGGUAAGUAUUACAACGGAUGAUGAAAGGACUCUUCAAAACCAAAUACCUACAGAGCUUCUCCCUUCUGAUUACGGUGGUAAUGAGAAAUCCUCGACAGAACUCAGUGAAGAUUGGAUUAAUUUGCUGGAAGAGAAUAGAGACUGGUUUAAAAUGACCUCAUUUCUUAUUGCUGAUGAAAGCAAGCGGCCAUCCGACAGUAAACAUACUUUUGGAGUAGAUGGGACAUUCAGAAAAAUCAACAUCGAUUGAUGUAAUACUAUUUCUAGCAAUUAAAUGAGAUAAAUUGUUUUCACGAUACUGAUGUACACUAACAAUAAAAUACUGAUUAGUCAA